Acanthopagrus latus (yellowfin seabream) is the source of this 10649-nucleotide messenger RNA. RefSeq names its product Kruppel-like factor 7b (gene klf7b). Lineage: Eukaryota; Metazoa; Chordata; Actinopteri; Spariformes; Sparidae. Gene Ontology annotation, biological process: regulation of transcription by RNA polymerase II. Gene Ontology annotation, molecular function: DNA-binding transcription factor activity, RNA polymerase II-specific; RNA polymerase II cis-regulatory region sequence-specific DNA binding. Bases 405 to 1334 code for a protein of 309 amino acids. The transcript is spliced from 4 exons. The record is from RefSeq and is a predicted model, not a curated record.
GGCAACCUGGCAGCGUGUACGGAGACCGCUUGGCAAUCUGGCAAUGCGGAAAUAGAUCUGGCACCCCCCGAUCUCGGACCGAGGAGAGAGGCGUGACAGAGCGAGCAGACCGGAGAAGGGAUAGCAUUGAUAAAGAUAUAAUAAUCAACUCUUUCUCUCCUCCUGCCCUGUUUUCUUUUUUAAUUAAAGUGCUCAGGUGCGCAUCACCCGCUGCCCGCACCAGCUGGGAUUUUCCAGCGUUUGUUUUUUUCUUUCUUUUUUUUUUUCUUUUCUUUUCUUUUUUUAUUUGACAACUGUGAGAAAAGGAGAGAAGAAAAAGAAGAAUAAGUGCGUUUUUGUUGUUUGGAUUCCGGACUUCUUCACUGACUUUUCCAGGUUUUUUUUUUUUUUUUUUUGCAUCAAGCAUGGAUGUGCUGGCGAAUUACAGUAUUUUCCAGGAACUCCAACUCGUUCAUGACACUGGUUAUUUCUCUGCGAUGCCUUCCCUGGAGGAGAACUGGCAGCAGACAUGUCUAGAGUUGGAGCGGUAUCUACAGACGGAGCCCAAGCGAUUCUCAGAGCUCUUUGAUGAGGAGCUGGACUGUCUCUUAACGCCGGCCUUCAUGCAGGGCGGUGACAGUGACGAGGACUUGAUGGAUCCCCUCCUCCCAAGUCUCCCUGACCAGCCCAGCCCACCUCCACUACUGGUAACACUCCCCAAGGUCCAGAGCAAAAUUCUCCAGGUGCCCAACCCCAGCAAGACCCAAGUAGAGGCAGGGACUGAAACACUCACACCAAAGGACCAAGUCCUCACAGGAGUCAGUGCCGCACAGCUCAGUGCCGCUGUUACAUCCCUAACACCACCAUCAUCGCCGGAGCUUGGCCGCCACCUCAUCAAACCCACACAAACACUGACUGCGACGGCAGAUGGUACACUAACGCUCAAACUUGUGGCGAAGAAGGUAGGGUUAGGGGCGGCUAAGCUGGUGGCAGCACGAGCAUUACCAUCGCCACCAAGCCGAGGAGGAGCCCUCAGUGACAGUGAGCAGGGAGGAGGAGGAAUUCUGGGAGGAGACGUACCAGAGAACAAAAAGAGAGUCCACCGAUGCCAGUUUAAUGGCUGCAGGAAGGUUUACACCAAGAGCUCCCAUCUGAAGGCACAUCAGAGGACUCACACAGGUGAGAAGCCUUAUAAGUGCUCAUGGGAGGGCUGCGAAUGGCGUUUUGCCCGCAGUGAUGAGUUGACACGACACUACCGCAAACACACCGGAGCCAAGCCAUUCAAGUGCAACCACUGCGACAGGUGUUUCUCUAGGUCAGACCACCUGGCCCUGCACAUGAAGAGGCACAUCUGAGGGCGAAGAAACAGAAGGAGUGGGAGAGGGGAAGAAGCAAGAGGAGGAAGAGGAGGAGGAGAGAUAGGAAGUAGAGAGGGAUGGGCAGUCUACCAACCACCCGCCUCGUUCACCCCGUCUAUAAAGCAGUCGGUGGCCAUGAUGCCUGCAGGGAAGCGCAUCCAGCGCAUCCAUCUAAGAGGGUCAUAAAGAUCAAACAGACAGACCGCCCUCUCAUCGGAGACAGGGACUGGAGGAAAACGAGGAGUAGCUAGAUUGUUGUUUUUCUUUAAAAUUACACACUCACACAACUUGCAAUAGUUAACACGCCACACACCGUCGUUGAAUGCAUCAUCCCGGUGAACCCCGGCUGCCCUCGUGUGGCUCCGGGGGCUUGGACACUGCCAAACCAACAUAUACUUAGCUUGCUUGAUGAAACAUACGCCUUAUUUUCUUUCUCUGUAUUCAGUGUGUUUAAACCAUAAAGUCACUUUGGGUGAGGAGAUAGUCAGUGGGGAAACUUUAAAUAUCCAUGUAGUCAGUUGUUAGUGCUUUACCGGCAUUUAAAAUCAAAUACUCAACAUUUUUCUUUGCUUUUUAAUGUUUUUCAUAUAUGGAACAUGAAAAAAAAAACAUCAUCUGCCAAGUCAGCUUCAGUUAUCUACGUGAAGAAAACAACAAUGCCAAAUCUGCAGGAGAGAGACUGUACGGAUUGACUUCUAGCAUAGCUGACAAUCGAACAGGGCUCGUUUGCCGGGUGUUUUCGGUGCACCCAUGGGAACUUGGUCAGCGAGGUGCUGCUGCAUCUCAGGCUCUCCUCCAGUGGGUGUUUACAUCUCUCACCUUCACUGAGACGCCUGCCACCUCCGCAGGCCAUCUGACAGAAAUGCGCAGCGACACUUUCUUCCUUUUUUUUUGUACUUAGAGAACGAUAAUUCUUAUUGUUGUUAUUACAAAGAAAGACACUUUGUUUUUUUUUCUCUCUUGGAGAAAAAUGUCUUAAAACUCACUGAAUUGUGUUUGAGAAAAAAAGAAAAAAAAAACUGAAAAUCUAAGAUGACUUCAACAGAAUGUGUGGGAUGAAGGGGAAGAGCGUUGUUGGUCUUUUAAUCCCCAUGCGCACCGGCUGUGCUUCUGCAGUCUGUAAGCAAGCAGUGGAUGAACAAAAAAAAAAAAAAAAAAAAAAAAACAGAAUCACACCAACUCUCAGAAAAGGGAUUUGUAUUUUUUCUUUUCUUUUUUUCUGGACUUUAAUAAAAGCGGAGAGCAGAGGGGUCUUCAGUUUUGUGUGAUGCUCUUUCUGCCCUGUGAUUCACUCCAGCUGAAAAACAAAACCCUUGCACGACCCUCCAUGGUCUCGCACUCCACCAGAGUCAGGCGGAGGACACGCUAAGAACUGGAAACUCUUUUUUUUUGUUCUUCUUUUUUCGCUUCUUGUUGAUUCUGAGAGACAUCCUGGACGGUUUUCACAGACUCUCAGAUCCCAUCUCCCUGGCAGCACUUCAGGGCAAGAGCGGAGGCUGAAGAGACGCUUUUUGGUUAUUUACGACGACCUUUUGCGUGGUGGUGCCGAACAGACACAGUCACAUCGACCUGGUCAAAUUUGCCUGUUUCGUAUCCAUUGACUGCACUGACUUUUUUUCAAUGUUAUCUGUGGGGGUUUUUUCUACAGCAAAAAAAAAAAAAAAAAAGAACUCAAAGAAAAAAAAUCAUAAAAAGACUUGAAAAAAUACAAUACAAAAACAACUCUGUCUCGCUCUACACAUUGUAUACAGAACAAGCACACAUACUCCGUCAACACACACACAAUAACACUGCAGUUUCUUUGCUCACAGCUCCUCUUGAGAUAAGACUAAUAAGAUUUAGGAAAAUAAUUAUUAAACUAAUCAACAGAGCUGGAAAACAAAAUACUGCAUGGCAGGCUUUAUGCAAACACACACACACACACACACACACACACACACACACACGCACCAGCUCAUGCGCACACACACACGCACACUCUUCCUGGAAUUAUAUGUUCUGCUCCCAGAUCUUUUUUCACAGUAGGAAUUUAGCAACUGUUGUUUAGUAGAAGAGUAUCUUAGCUCUCGGCUGGAGGUAACAAACGAUUCCAAAAUCCUUUGAAGUGAGAAAUCAGCUUGCUCUCAUUUCCAACAAUCACCCACAUAUCCCUCGCUGCGGUUUGUGCCUCUCAUUUAAUCAGUGUUUUUACUUCAGAGACUCUAGUUACAUUGUUCCGAACAACUGAUGCUAUAAGCCACUUUUCUAAUAAAAGUAAAUGGAACUAAAAACAAUGACAGCAUGAUUUUUAUCAAAACAUACAACACUGUUGAAAACAUGUCAGUAAUCCCAAAAGACCUUUUCUGCCCUGCCGCUCAUGUACAGUGAAUUUGAAUGUUGAGGAUCAUCCCAAACAGCCAGGUUUCUAACUAAUUUGCUGACUGCUGAAAUCUCAGCUCGAUUUUUCACGAGACAAAUAUAAUCAAGUAAAAGAUGAUUAAAGGCACCUUGUGAAUGUUUUGAGCAUAGGUGGUGUUAUUGAGCAAAGCUUUGUUGAUAUUGUAUUAUUUUACAUGUAUAUGUCCAUUCAUAUGUGUAAGCACAUGGGAGACAUGAUACACAUUAACGCCAUCAGUUUAACUGUCUUCCUGCUGACAGCAGUAUGCAAGGAAGCGUAGCGAUGCACCCACAAAAGUAAGAUAAAAUAAAGGCUGCUAGCUAACCAACAUGUGAGUGAACAAAAAUGCAGAAUGUACAAUAUUAUAUAUCCAAAAACUGGCUGUGUGAUGUGGAGUAAAUGCAUUUAACCCGUUUGACAUCAAAAAUACUCAUUGCAUUUUGGUUAGAAACAGGAAGUAAAUAUAAUGUUUACAAGAAAACUCGAAAGGGGUAACUUUAAAUCUUUUUCAGUGACUUUAAAUUUAACAACAUUGUCUACAAAAGCAAAACAAAGUAGUAAAUAAAUAUAUUUUAGUUAUUGCAAUCUGUAGAACUGCAAUAAAGAAGGGCUUGAAGGUUUAUUGGCAUGUCUUCAAAACCCACAGGAAGGUUUAUAAAAUCACCUGCAGGGUUUCCAAAGCUAUAAUGUUUGAUUAAAAAUGACUUCUAUCUGUGACCUGAAUGUAAUCGCUGACGCUAAAUUCUCUAAUGUAAAAGAUGAUACGUGAGAGGUGAAAACCGGGGUGAGCACAUAUCCACAGCGCCUGCUUACUUUGUUCAGUGGUUGCAGAGAAAACAAACUUGCCUUGCAAUCAGAGCAUCACUGACACCGCUGCUCUAUCCGCCCACCACCACCUAUAUGCCCUGUAGCACAUGCAAACAGUCUAACUCUCGCUGCUGCUGACUGCUGCGGCUGGGUGAGGGUGCAGGGUUCCUGAAGCUGGAAGGGAAUUCACAUCCCAGCAUGCCCAGUCAUCGUGCCAGUUGGCCUUGCCAGCCUUCAUUAGGUGAAAACAGUGAAAACAUUCCCCUUCAAGGGGGUUUAUGGUGCAGCUUCGAACAAUCGAUACCAAAAACCUCCAGCGUGGAACUGCCCUUUAGCCAUGGGCAAAGUCUCCCCGGUCAGGAAAGAUCAGCGGCAGACCGCCUCCAUAUGAGGCCUCUAUAUCCAGCGGCAGCUUUCUCUACUAACACUCUCUUUCUGCUAAACACGACGUAAAGCAACCCAUGUUUGGGAUGAAUCCAGUGUUUCACUUUUGAUUUCAUUUCAUUGUUAGGUUUCUGUUACAAAAGCUGUAUUGAUGGUUGUUUUUUCAGCUUGAAUGAUGCAAUGUCAUGCCAAAAUGUUGGGACAUGCAAUGGGAUGUAGAAAGAGCCCUCCUAUACAGGACGUACAAUCAUAGAGGGAUGGGGAUCGUAGCACUUUUGAGAGGCUUUUGAUGGCAUGAAUGUGUUUCUGUGUGUAUGUGUGUCCCCGUUAGGCAUACUGUGAGCAAAGCAGUGAUUCAUCAAAGUGGUUGAUAACAUAUUUAACUGCUGAACAUAUGUGGCACAAAUGUUGGUUGAUGUAUUUGCUGAUGGAAAACGCUUGUAAUCGAAGCAACGGCUGACAAUGUUUAUUAGGUUUAUGUUCAAACCCUUCAUUCGCUCAUACAUUCAGUCAUUCAUUCAGAUAAGUUGUGGAGCUUGAUGGCUUGAGUCGAAGAGAUACAGAACUUGCACUUUCUAUUAAAAUCUAAAAUGAGACAUCCUCUCUGCCAGAUUGAAUGAAAAAAAUUUAUUGUUUUCUGAAGGACAUCCACUCACUAAUAAGCUCAGAAUGUAUCAGCGUUGGUUCUGAAAACCAAAAAACAGGAAUAUCUGGAUUUUAAUCAGAUCUUUAAAAAAAAAAAAAAAUGCAUUUGCUGCAAACACUGCAGUCUGACCAUCUUAGAUUUAGUAAAAAUUAGUCAGAUGUAUAAUCAGCAGCUCAUUUGCAUUCCGCCCCCAUUUGGCUUGUCACUUUGUGUUACCUCAUUUCCUGCUAAUACCUCAAGAGGACCUAAUUUACGGAUAACAGGAUGGCAGGAUCAGCGUCUUCUUGCAGGAGGAGGCGACCUUUGGCACGCAUGGUGACUCCGAACUGAAGUUGAAUCAUGGUACUUUUAGGUGGAAAUCAAUAAACAGCUAAAAUGACGAGCCUUAAGUUCACACUGAAAAGCAAAUGCGUCACUUUUAGAGGUAACUCAUUGAUAAUGUGCCCUGAACAACAGAGACAUACCAAGUUCUUGGAGACCUCAUGCGCCAUUUUAGAGCUUACAUUUUAAAACCAGAGUUUAAAUUCCAGCCUUGACCAGAAUGCAGCAAUUUGUUUUUGGCAUUGAACAGAUCUCAAAGUCACUUCAGAUCCAGUUUCACAUUUGUUUCUUGGCCAGUUGGAGAGGGUUGCCGCGGGUCUCCAGACGUCUCUCAGGCUCCUCCAGGUCGGCUAGCUGGCGUCCCACAGCUCUGAUUAGCAUAAUCACCAUUGGGUCCUCUUCUCUCGUUGCAGUCCAGCUAAUGAGAUAGCUCUGAGUCACAGGGAAACCGAGUGGUCUGGAGGAAAAAAAAACAACAGGGACCUUGAGCCGAACUGAUUCCAGCGCUGCGUACCCGGUGGACAGAUUUGAUGUAGAACAAACAAGAUCCAGUUAGCGUAGAGAAAUGCCAGGAGACAGCGAGGUAUUUGUCGAAGCGACUAAACUGUGAGGAAGAAAAAAGGAUUUAAAAGAAUAAUUUACCCAUAUGAAUAUCCAAAUCAUUAAAUCGGCCCCUUGCAUUUUAUCUCAUGGAUUACUGAUAAAAUAAAUUGCCAUUUAUCUGCAGAGUCCCUAAAGAUAGUAGAUCCACCGUGUGUCCUCCAGCCCUCCCUCUUUCCUUCAUCGUUGAAGUGCCAUUCUGGAUUCCCUACACCUCCAUCCUCACCCCAUUUCUCCCUCUCUGUCCACAGCAGUUGUCCAUGCACUAUCAGCUGCAUGAAUGCUGAAUGCACACUUUACACAUUUUGCCCAAAGAUUUGCAUAUUUGCAAGUUAUCUGCUGUGAAUGUAGUAGAUGUAGAGGAAAGGGUGGGGAGGCAGAGGCGCAGAAGAGGAGUUAUUGGAUGGAGGGUGGAAGGAGAGGGAUUGUUUUUCCCUGCAUGAUCGUCCCAUUAAAUCUUAAUUACCGGUGCGCUCCGACUCUUCAUGCUUCAUAACAUUCGCACUCUCCUGUCUGCUGUCAACUGGAGCCGAACUCAUUGUUCACAAAUGUAAAAUAAUGUUCUCAUGGUCUUAUAGGGUGCCCAGUAUAGUGGCGCUAGCAGCUUAAGCAGGGGCAAAGAAGCUUUAGUUCGAGUUAGCUUCUUAGCGCACUGAAAGUAGCACCAUUAAGUCUCAUAUUUCAAAGUCAUAGGUGGGCUGGAGUCUGUGGUGAAACAGUCGGCUGUGGAAACCACCGUCACAUCAGAGCGUUUGAAUGAGUUCAGGCUACCAUCCACACAUUCAACCAUUCAAAUGGUUAAAGCUCAGUUAAAUUCUACUCUUUGGAGUUCUCGAAAGGGGUUUUCACACUGGCUGCUUGGUCCAAAUCUGGGAAUGAUUUGCCAGAAACCUUACCAUUUUGGGAAAAAUGUAUUAAUUUUACAGUGGCGAAUAUCCAUCUCCCAGUAUGGGACCACUUCUAUUCUACUGGAAUCUGAAGUUUAUGUCAACCCAGAUACAUACAUAAGAUUUAUCCAGUAUCUUAUUAUAACAUAUGUCCUAAUGAAAUACGUAGAGGCCAUAUUAGACCUGAUGUAGCACACAUCAAUCAACAAAACUUCAGAAUCAGUUGGAGAUAUCUACUCAUAAUAUUUCUGGAUUCUUGGCCUUUUUGCACUGCAAAGGUAUCACAGAUCAUGGCAUCAACAGCAACAUCCAAGCUGUGUUUGAACUGCAUGUCAUUUUCCACUCUUCCUAAUCGAUCUCCAAUAUGAAAUAUGUGAUUUACCAUUUGCAUAAUAAAAGGAGUAAGAACAUGCAAUCAACAUGUUGAUCUAACCCUGGAACUAAUGAACAAGUACAAAAGCAGACAGUAGCAGGGUUAGGAGAAGGAGGGCUAACCAACUCAGAGUCAGACCAACAAACCCAGUGUGAAGACUGCCUUUAGACUUUGCCUCUGAUCACAGCCAGUAGUUUGAACACAGUCUUUUGAGGGACUAGGCUUCAGUUUCCAUAGUUUUCCACUACAUCUCCCUGAAGAAGGAUUGUCACCUUAGGCAGCUUUUGUAAAUAGCGUGAGAUCCUACAUACAGACCGCUCUGUAUGAAACUAACUGUAUAUGGCGACAGCACCGUCUCGGACAUUUCAGCCUUUCUAUAGAUCUGCUUUAGUUCUCGCAAACAUUGCACUACAUGAUCAUACUUAGCUAUUGCACUCUCCAUGAGCACGCACUUCUAGCAUAGUCUAUUGGAGCACUCUGUCAAAAUAUCCACUUAACAUAUGUAACACGUCCAGGAUGCACUUUGCCACCAAGAACCAAGAACAGGUCGACUCUCGAUGGAUCAGACUGACAUAUCAACUUAAACCUCCAGUUAAAUGCCUUUUCAUCAGUUAUUCUGGGGGAAUACGUUGUACUUUAUAAACAUUCAGUCAUUCUCUGAGUCGGUUGAACUUUCUUGGUAUCAUUGUCAUCCCGGAGUGAUUCUGUCCGUCUGUAACUACUGUGUUUGUUUGUCCAUGCUUGAUGUGUCAGUAUAUAAGAGAUUCACAGAUCUUUACCCCUCUCCUUGUGUCUGUAUAUUUCACCUCACCCACACCAAACCCUUUCCACCUAAACCACAACCGUCAGAGCCCUGUGGGGCAGAACAUGCUCAAAGUCUUCAGAUAUCCGGCUGUACUAGGAAGAACUCUCUAGAGCUACGCAGCUUCGGAGCUCCAAGCAGUUCUUAGGCGAGACUGCAAUAACUUCUCAACCUUUCCAGCUAACCGUCAUUGGUUUGUAAAGUUUGUUUCAGCUCAGUCGACCCAUCCUCGCAGGUGCUUUUCCAUCUCUGUCAGUUGAUCUGCUUAAUUAGACAUUAACGCCUGAUACAUUUAUGUGGGGCACUUAGAGUUUAAGAGCAACUUUUUUAAAUUUGAUCAGUACGAGCAGAAAGGAUUGGUAUCCAAACUGUUAUGUUGGUCUCUGGUAAAUAUCACUGUCAAACAGUAGAGAAUCAUGUUAGGAAAUUGACUAACUUCAAGAUGGAAUUUUUGACAAUGCUUUUUGUUGAUGAGCUUGUUUCAAUGCUAAAACUCACAGGAUCACAGAUUGUCCUUCAUGGGAAAUGUGCUAUUUCCAAUUUUAUAAUUCUUCUAAUGUAGAAGUCCAGCUUUUCUUUCAGGUGUCAAGCUUGAAAAAGGGUUUGUUAAUAUGCUGCAGAUUGUAAAGCCAACCCAGUCGCCAGAAUGAGAGGCAGCAAUGUAUGUUUCUGCAAACUAAAGUUUUGUUGAAAUUUUACAUUUCUUUAUGCUGCAGUUUUACUUUUCACUAGGCUCACUUUUCAAUUUCAUGGUGUGGCGAAACUGUGCUUAUGAUCUGGUUAUGUUUAAGUACAAAAAACACUUGAGUAGACUUUAAAUGCCUGACUUAAUCACUACGAAGACAGCCGCAAAUAUUUUUUUGGUGCCAGUAACAUUGCUGGAAGUAAACUGCAGCCACUGUCCUGGCAGCCUUCUUAGCUGUAACUCCAGCACUGUCCCCUUCACCUCCUGAUAUGAAAGUCAGGUCAAAAAUAUGUAAUGUGAACAUGAUCAGUGGUUUGCAGAGAUGUUCACUGCCAACAUUUUAUGCUUGCGACUAGACCGGUAAACCCUUGCAGUUUAUUGUUUGAUUUGUAUUGCCCGCUACAAACCUUCAACUUUGGUACAGAUGUAGAAGGAUUCAUUUUGAUGUAUUGAGAUUCACCUAUGGAUGGACAAUUACUUUCCAAUGUGUAACAAGUUUUUGAAUAUCAUAACUUCUAAUUGAUCAACCGUGUAUGGGUUUCUUCCUAAAUUGUGACUUAAAAUUUCAAUUCUGCUCACCAGCUGCUUUUCAGAGCUAGGACACAGUAGAGAAGACACAAGACAUCUCUCUCAGGUUCAAGUGCCAAACGAAAGCUUUAGGGCAUUAUGGUAAAAUUUGAUAUUUUAGAAAUGUGCGUGAUGCUCAUCUUGCUUCCCCAAGAAAGUCUUGUAAAGUUGUACUAAAUGGAGUCCCUAUCUCCAAAACCUCUGCAAUGCAUCUGUAACAUUUUGUGAUAAUCAACAUGAAUGAUGGCCAAAAUAAGAUUUAAAAUCUUUAAGAAAAAAAACGGAGACACAGACAGUAUUUUGGUGCCAAUCCUCAUGCUACAUAUUGGGAAACGUGACCGAUCCAUUGUCGUCAUUAAGCAAAUUGUUCGCAUUUUUAUAUUAUCCAGUGUGUGUCCAUGAUGAACUCCAUCCAUAACUGUUAAGGGAUCACAGCUCUAUAUUUCCUUGGAUGAGCUGACACAAAGAGAAGACAGCAGAUGUGUUUUUACCUCUGACCUGUCCAACAGGGGCUCUGUUACUCUGAUACCUGUCAUAUCAACCUUCGAUCCAUGAACCUUCACUCCACACCCACCCUCCUCUCCUCUGUCACCAUCACAUCUGUUGAGAUUUUAUUUUUUUUUCUUUUGCGUUCUCUUGUUUUACUUGGAAUUUUUUGCUGUACAAAGUGUUUAAAAUAUUAUUUGUAUUAUAUGAUGUUAGUAUGGUAAUGUUCUUUAUUAAGGAAGAAGAAAAUUUAUUUUUGUUACUGGUCUGUUUCAUAAUUCUUUUCUAAAUUGGUAUUGUAAGAUAUCUAUGCAAGAACUGUUAAGUGGAGCAUUUUUAUUUAAGAAUGUAAUAUGUGUAAUAAAUGGUAGAACCUG